AUGAGGAACCGAAAUGAGAAGCAAAUCAUCUGGGGAACUAAAUCGAGCAAGAUUGGAGGAGAGAUUGUGUAAUGUUCAUCAGUUGUCUCAGUAACGUAAAGGUCACUUGUGCCACUCACUCUGGAUCUCAUAUCGAAACACCAGCUCGCGCUGUUUGUGAAGGAGUUGGUGGUGACAGAUACGAAGAUGGACGAGUGGAAAAUGAACAUUGGCACUUUGAAGGAAGAAAUCUUAAACAAGUUGUCAAAGAUGCUGGACAACCCCACUUGCGGCUGGAGACAGCUGGCGGCCGCGGCGGCCGAGCACUCACAAUUCCGAUGCAGUGAGAAGGAGCUGACCAGCUGCUCACUCCAGGUGCUGAGCGCCUCGGGCAGCCCGGCGCGCUGCCUGCUGGCCUGGCUGGCGGACCGCUGCUGCACCCUGGACUUCCUCCUGCACUGCCUGAAGAAGAUGGAGCACCAGGAAGCUGCGCAGUUCCUCGCCACCACAGUGGUGGAGCUGAUCAGGAUCACCGUGCAGCCACAGUCCCAGCAGGCCACGGCCGGGAGCAGGGUGGUCCUGACCUGCGCGGCCUCCGGACCCCCUGGACUCGGCUACCAAUGGUUCAGAGGGAAAGAGGAGAUUCUGGAUGAAACGGGGAGUUCCCCAGAGCUGAUUCUGUGUCCUUUACGUCCAGCCCACCGGGGUCACUAUAUCUGUAGAAUCAAUCACGGAGAAAAAUGCGUCUUCUCCCAGUGGGCUCAUGUUCGUUUGCUCCACUCUGCAGGCUCUAGUCCAGGCUGUGUGAGCGAAGUGCACAUCACCCAUCAGCCUCGGCCUCAGAAAGCAUCCGAGGGGGACACUCUGCUUCUGCAGUGCCGAGGAGAGGCCAACCCCCCUGCCCAGUAUGAGUGGUACCACAACAAAAUGUCCUUGCCCCUGCAAAAAACACACACACUCAAGAUCCCGUGUCUGACCACAGAGCACAGAGGGGAGUACAAAUGUAAGGUUUAUAAUUUGUAUCAGGAGGUGUGGAGCGACAUUGCAACAGUCACUAUUGGCCCCAGUUCCAUCACAGAGGCCUCGUGGGUAGAAGUUGAUCGUGGUCUAGAGUCGCAGGAAGUCCACAGGCCAAUCUCCGAAGUGGAAAGACAACUCCAGCAGAUUACCAAUUUGCAGUCACCAGCCAAAAGUUUCUAUGCCACAGACAAAGUUGCUCUCCUGAUUGGCAACAUGAGCUAUGUCCACCACACUCAGCUGUCUGCCCCUAUUUCUGACGUCCACGAGCUAACCAACCAUCUCAGGCAAAUGGACUUCAAGGUGGUGUCCCUGCUCGACCUCAACUGGCAGGAGAUGCACAGUGCUGUCACUGAGUUUUUAUUGCUGCUUGACAAAGGAGUGUAUGGUCUGCUAUAUUUCGCUGGUCAUGGCUAUGAGAACUACGGCAACAGUUUCAUGGUUCCUAUUGAUGCACCAUCCUCCUACACCUCAGAGCACUGCUUGUGUGUGCAGAACAUACUCAGCGGGAUGCAGGAGAAAGAGACUGGACUCAAUGUGUUCCUCCUUGACAUGUGCCGCAAAAGGAACCCAAAUGAUGAUGUCCUUGUACAACCUGGACUGCUCAAAGUAACAGCAAAUAUAGUGUUCGGUUAUGCCACAUGUGUUGAUGCUGAAGCGUAUGAGGUGAAGAGGGAAGACGUGUCCAAUGGCAUCUUCAUUAGCUUUCUUAAACAGCGAGUGUCUAAAGAUGAGAAAGUCACUGUCAUGUUGGACAGAGUCGCUGAAGAUAUGGGUCGCUGUGAGAUCACAAAGGGGAGGCAGGCUCUGGAGCUACGCAGCAAUCUGUGUGAAAGACGCUCCCUCACUGACCAGAUACAGGGUUCUCAGUGUUCGGCAUCCCAGUCAGCUCGAAACCUGCAAUGGGCCGUUGCUCAUGUUCUACCUGAGAGCCUUUGCCUGCAGUUUGACUGUGGGGUGAAGGUUCAGCUUGGGUUUGCAGCAGAGUUCUCCAACGUCAUGGUCAUCUACACUAGGAUACUUGAGAAACCUGAGGAAGUGGUUUCCUGCUCUGCUGAGCUCAUCGACUUCCCUGAGGAUGUGGAUGUCGAUCUAAAGAGGAGUAAUCAGGAUUCUCUACUGGAAGCCGGCUGCUUACUUUUGAUUCAAGAAGAACUUCCCAGUCCGGAAACCGCCAGUCUUUACACGCGCAUCCGCAGCCUGCACAGACUCAAGAGGGACCUCACAUUCACCGCCUGCCUCCAUUACACCUAUUCCAACAUGGAUGAAGAGGUACAAGAAAGGCUGCCAGUAACAGUGGGAAAACCCCUCGUCUCCAAACUAAAUCUCCAUGAACCACGUUCAUCUUACAGCUGCUCUGCCUCCUCCUACCUCAGCCAUGACUCUUUCAACUCUCCUGGGUGCUCGUCAUCCACUGAGGGAUUUUCCUCUGUUAGUUGUGUGUCAAAUACGUGGUCAUAUUUUUCAGAAACUGGCAACGCGGUUUCCAAUGCAGAAUCUCCAACUUCAUUGAGUGCCAAUGAACCAGAAGAGAGUGAAUGUCCAGAAUUACCUAUAAACCCUGAACCUCUUGUGGCCAGCAAAAGUUUGCCCCACACCAAAGUCAAUGAUACAAACUACAAAUUUAGUGACAUAUACACUUUUCAUUCCUGCUAAACAACAUGGAAUCCACGGGCAACCGCUGUUACACACUGAAAGAUUAGCAGUGAUUUUGUAUUGGGGAUUUGAAUUGGCCUUUUUAGUAAAGCUGUGCAACAACUAAAGUGAAAAAGGGAUUUUAUUUAGCUGGCACCUUCAUUUUGACUAUGCAUUAAGCCUUUGUUUUAUAACACUGUUAUAAUUUGUAUGAUAAUAAUGCAGAACUGCUGAAACUGUGGAUCAAUAGAGGUGUAAUUAAAUUAAAACACAAAGUCUUUUGUGCUUUAUGCUUUGCAUAACUGAAAAUGUUGUAUAAAAUGGUAUGAAUGUAACAUGCUUCUCCCGUUCCCUAAAUUGAUUCUCAGUUGUUUUACUAUGGAGGAAAAUCUAUAGUUCUGACAAAGAAAUGAAAGAGAAUUUACAGUUUUUUGACAACUGAACAUCCUUGCUUUAGAAAAAUGCCUCAAAAACAAUUACAUUGUUUUUCUUAGAUCAUCUAUAAGAAUAAAAU
Molecule: messenger RNA, 3145 nt
Organism: Cololabis saira (Pacific saury)
Lineage: Eukaryota; Metazoa; Chordata; Actinopteri; Beloniformes; Belonidae
Gene: malt2
Product: MALT paracaspase 2
Exons: 17
Coding region: 187-2652 (821 amino acids)
Biological process (GO): proteolysis
Molecular function (GO): cysteine-type endopeptidase activity
Source: RefSeq, a predicted model, not a curated record